Messenger RNA from Zophobas morio, 4501 nucleotides. RefSeq lists its product as uncharacterized. The record is from RefSeq and is a predicted model, not a curated record. Gene Ontology annotation, molecular function: protein binding. Lineage: Eukaryota; Metazoa; Arthropoda; Insecta; Coleoptera; Tenebrionidae. The transcript is spliced from 2 exons. Bases 71 to 4501 code for a protein of 1476 amino acids.
GUUCUCUGUUCAGGUUGCGUGUUUUUAAUCGUGGUUUGUUGUUGGUCGAAGAUGCGAUUUUUUCGUCAAAAUGGAUAAUUGUGAACGGAAAUCGAGCGAGCGAAGAAAACCUCAAAAAAUGACAAGUAAUGAAGACCAAGAGUACGAAAUCCUCCUCCCAGCUCUAUUCACUCUCUUCUUUCUCGAAGAUGACACCAUCAGAAACUUCGUUCUUAGAAGCGAUGUGCAGAAAUUCGGUUCUUUUGGCGAUCUUAUCAUCACCCUGUACAAAACCGACGAAGAAGAAAACUACGCCUUCCAAGUCAAACACAAAGAAAAGCAAAACUGCGUCUUAAGCCCCAGAUGCUUAGAAUCCGAAACCAAAAGCGACUUCGCUGUUUUAAAGUACUGUGAAGAAUUCAGCGGAAUCGAAGAAAGGGAAAAGUACUCUUUCGUUACUUACACCAACGCGUAUUUUAAUUCAGAAGAAAUGAACGAAGUCGCUUGUUUUGACAUAAACUGCUGCUAUAACUCCCCUGGGAAAAAAUAUUUCUACAAGCCUUCGUCUGACAACGCAAGAAUUUACAAUUUUUGUUCGAACACCAAGACUAAGACCUCGAGUUUGGCGACCAAACAAACCUGUGAGAGUUUUUUUGAAAGGUUUGCUCUUUACACGUUUCAGCAGAAUUGGCGCGAAGUCCAAGAAGCGGUCCUCGAGAAUUUCCAGAGGAUUUUUCGUACGUCGGAUCGAUCAGCAGCUUUAGAAUAUAUCGAUUUUUUCAAAAACUGGAAGCUUCAAGAGUACGCAAACGUAGAACUAAACAGAGAAGAGGUGGUGAUCAAGAUUCUGGAUUUGAUUUUGACACCUCACGUGGUAGCACCGUCCAAUUGGAACGAAGAUUUAGCUUUACUAGAAAGAGGUUUUGCCAAAUUCGACUUUGUGUUAACGAGUGACUUCAGCGAUGAAGAACUCGCAACUAUUGUUUCCCCUCCAGAGUUCGAAUCGGAGGAAGAGGUGAUGCGUUUGGCGAAAGAUUUGAAGUUUUUGACGAAGAACGAGGACAAGUUUUCGGACUCUAAACACGAAAUGGAGGUGAAGCACAAGAUUGGUUAUUACCGAAAAGGGAAACCAAUUGUCGUUAAAGUGCACGAGGGGAAUGUAGACACGAUUUUUGCAACAGUUUCAAAGCUUAAGACGACUGGAGAUUCUUUCCAUUUUAUUUUCGCUGGAAACAGUCAAGUCGUUAAAGAAAAAUUAGUUAGUUUUACGGUGUUUGAAAGCUUGUACGACCUGAUGAAGCUAGACAAGGAAAUCUAUGAUGAAAUGGUCAAGGAAAUGAAGAUUUUUCUAUUUGGAGAGAAAUAUUUGUAUUGUGAAUUUUUUGACAAAGAAGAAAUCGCAACGCAGAUAACGAUAAAGGACAUUUUUCGGAUGUUGUCAAGUACUUUUCUCUUGAGUAUACACAAAGAAGUUUUACCCGAACCGUACAUACCAAGAUUUUUGUCGAAGACGCUCGUCAAAGUCGAGUCUAUGGACGAAUUCCGUAACGAUCUUCUCGUUGUUAGUCUUCGUUUACACUGGACAGUUAAAGAUUUGUUGGAAAAACGCUUAGGUUUACCUUUCGAGAUAACCUGGAGAUAUCUUGAGUCACCACCAUCAACUCCCCACAUUCUUUGGGACUCAUUCGGGUCUUUCGACGAUUUUGACAAAGUGGUCAAGAAGAAUCCAUCAAUGAACGUCCACUUUUUCGAAGCGCACGAUGAACAACGUCUUCAAUGGUUAGCAAGCAGUGGUAGCCUCAAACCGGUGAAAAAGUGUGGAGUUACCAAAGAAAUAUACGUGGAUGAGUACACAACGUUGCAGCAAUGUAAUAAUCGGAUUAACGUCAUCACGGCUCCUGCUGGAAUGGGAAAGUCCGAAAUUUUGAAGAAAUUCAAAAGCUUCUGGCCAUCGAAAUUUUUCCCAGUUAUAGUUAAUUUAAAAGAACACAGCGACUUCUUCGAUAAUGUACACGAAGACGACGAAACCCUCGAACAUUUUUUGUUUGACUCAAACGACGAUUUGUUUUGGUCGGAGAUUAAGAGAAAUUUCGCCAAGAGAAAGAAAAUCAUGUUCUUUUUGGACGGGUUGGACGAACUAGAGCACGAAAACAUCGACGUUGCUUUAGAUCACGUAAAGCGGUUGUCCGAAAUGGGUUUUACUCUUUGGUUGACUUCUAGACCUCACCUGGAAGAGCUCAUCGAGAACAAACUGAAUGUUCUUUGUAGGAACAUUCAAGAGUUCAGCGAUAAAAAUCAAGAGGACUAUAUUAGGGAGAGGUUGAAGCAAAGUCCAAAUGUUGACCAGUUAGUGAGUGGGAUUUUUAAGAAUAUUGACACUAUUGUGGAAAAUAGAGUCAUUUUAGACGUUCCAAUGCAACUUUACAUGAUCACAGAAAUUCUGAAGGAGUCGCCGGAUAUAAGCGACAAUAUUUUUGUCUUGACGAAGAUGUUUCGGAAUUUUUGUAUCGGAAGAUAUCGGCACUUUUUGAGAAAAAACGACUGCGAACACUGGAAACCGCUAACAAAAAUUCUUAGUGACAGUCUCAGGUAUCGUUUCAAACAGUAUCAGAUUGCCGGCCUCAAAUCCUAUUUUACGAGACAAGAAUUCCAGGUUUUUAAUAUCGAUUUAGAUAACUCGUUUCUUGAAGAAAUUGAAACAGAAGGCGACUUUCUAGGAAUCAUUUUGAAGAUUAACCCUGAUGCGGUGGUUUUUCAUCAUAGCACGACUGCCACGUAUUUCGUGGCGUUAUACCUUGCCGAGAACUAUUCCAAAUAUGGUGAAUUUCUACAAGCUACGCUUUUCAAAAAAGAACAAACCCACUUGCGACUAUUGUUUGACUUGAUUCUUGCCGAAAACUCUCCAGCCCAUGUAGCCGUUUUGUACAAAAACGCAGAAGCAUUGAAGAAAUACAAAAGUGACAUCCACUCUGUAGACAAAGGAGGUCGUUCUACUUUACACCUUGCUUGCUCCUAUGGUGUCACACGCGUCAUCAUUGAAGACAACCUAAAAAACGAACACGAAAGUAAUGACCAUUUCAACAAACUGAGAAAAAAGGAUGACGAAUUUCGGAAAAUAAUAGAAUUCUUACUGGAACACCAAGUCGAUCUACUAUCAAAAGACUCCGUCUACCAAUGGAACAGUCUAAACUUCGCAGAAACCACACUAUCGAUUCUUCCUUUCGAAGUAAUUUUGGAAUGCACCGACCCAAAAAUCGGAAUGAAGGACAAAAUACUCAAUUUAGACCAAAUAAGACACAAACCCCUCAACAUUCUAAUCUGCAGUGCCAUCUUUUCCUAUCGCCACCUUUUCAAAUUCUUGUUUGAAAUUACACAACCCAAACCCGAAGACACGACCCAAAUUCUUCACAGUGCUGCUUGCUUCAACAACUUCAAAAUUGUUAACAUCAUGAUGGAUUACAAAGUUGAUAUUCAAAUUGACACCGAACGUGGAAAAACGAUUUUGCAUCAAGCUUGUGCCAUGGGUUAUCUGGAACUCGUGAUGUUCCUUCUGUCGAAAGGAGCGGAUGUUAAUGAUGUCGAUGAGUAUGGUCGGACACCUCUUCAUCUAGCCGCUCUUAAUGGACAACUUCAAACUGUUGAAACGCUUUUGAACCAUGAAGCAUCUCUUGAUUCUGUGGAUAAAUUCGGUCGAACGCCUUUGUAUUUUGCUGUGGAAAAUGGGCACGAAGAUAUAGUUAAGUACUUAGUGGAUGAAGCGCACGCUAACUUUAGCAAGAAAGCUUGGAAUGGAUGGGGUCCUCUAGAGUUAGCCAUCAUGCAAGGAAAUGGAAACAUCGUUCGUUUCUUGCUAGAGAAAGACGUGAGUGUUGAUGGUGUAGACGACUAUGGUAUGAAACCAUUACAUUUGGCCGCCAGACAGUCAAACCUUGAAGUACUACACAUGGUAUUGGAGAGAUUUAAAGAUGUUGAUGACUGGUGUACUGACGGUCGCACAAGUUUACAUUUCGCCAUAGAAAAUGGUAACGUUGCCUUUUGUGAGUACUUAUUAGAGAAGAAAGCUUGUAUAGAUGAACGUGAUGAGAGGGGACGAAGCUGUUUAGACUAUUGUGUCAAGUUGGAUCGUUGGGAAAUUUUUGAGUUGCUUUGGAAAAAUAAUGUGGACGUUGAUAUCUCCGAUGGUGAUGGGAUUAAUAGCCUUCACUGGGCCUCAAAACAUGGGCAUUUAAAGAUGGUCGAGUUACUAGUAAACAAAUGUGACAGAUUGAUUUUCGAAAAAUCCAUAUCUGGAGUUAUGCCUUUACAUUUCGCUUCAGAAAAUGGUCACAAUAGAAUCGUGGAAAUUCUCCUAGAAAAGGGAGCUGACAUUGAUGAGCCCGACGACUACUUCGGAACUCCUCUGUGUUGGGCAGCUUCGGAAGGUCACGUCAGAACCGUGGAACUACUACUAGAAAAGGGCGCCACCCCCGAGACAAUUAACGGAAUGUCGGCGUUAGACUUUGCUAGAUACAAGACCAAGUGA